Messenger RNA from Striga asiatica, 417 nucleotides. Lineage: Eukaryota; Viridiplantae; Streptophyta; Magnoliopsida; Lamiales; Orobanchaceae. The record is from the annotation of a GenBank genome assembly.
AUGACAUUAACAUCGUCUAAACAAACACCUUUGCACAAUGAAUCCUCCUUGGCCAACUUAUCCACAAAAACUCCACUCGAAAUAACCUUCACGUGUUUUUGGCCUUCAUUACUUUGGUCCAAGGUUUUCGAUUCUGAUGAUGAUGUGGCCAUGGCCUGCAAAACAGGAAUUGGGUCUUGUACUGCAUUUUGUACGGACUCUGAAUGGCUGAGGCUGCUUCUCAUGUCCAUUAUUUCUCCACGGUCACUGUUGCACUCAGAUUCAGAUGAGGAGGAAGAAGAAUACAUUUCAUGGCUAAUGCGGAGGCCUUUCAAUCUUGCCUUUUCUUCUUUCUUUUUCCUCUUCAGCUCUUUUUGUUCUGCUUUUAGCUUCUCAAACUGUUGUAGUAAAAGCUGGGAUGCUUCCUGCGGUCAGUAG